AUGGUGCAUUGUAUAGUCGUUGGUUGCGGUUCUAAAAACGGAAAACAUAAAGGAAAAUUUCAUUGUAUACCGAAGAUUAUUUCAAAUCAAGGAGAAGAACACGAAGAGCUAACCAGAGAGCGAAGAACUCGUUGGAUUUCUGCAGUUAGUCGAGGCGAUACCAAGGAAAAGAGAGUGCUCGAGAGCGAACGCGUUUGCAGUCUACACUUUGUUUCAGGCAAAGCCGCUGCUGUUUGGGACAAAUACAAUGUUGACUGGGUGCCAACUGUAAACCUAGGCAAGCCGAAAGAUUUACAGAGAAGCAAGGAGAAAGAUCUACAAAGAGAAGCAGUGGAAUGUAGGGCCGAACGAGCAAAAGAUCGAAGGAAACGUUCUUUGGAGCGCCAAGAAAUGGAAGCGGCUAAGAAAAGAAAGGAGCUAGAUAAAAGCGGAUCAAUUGUUCAGAAAAUUGAUUUUUGUAUUGACGAUUCAUCUACUGGUAAGUUACUUUGCUCUGAGCCUUCUUGCAGUAAAGAUUUUUAUGAUGGCGAAUGUGAGACGGUCGGGGAGACAACCUUACAUAUGGUCGAAAACUCAACGUCCACAGAGGACUUUGAAAUAGUUUGCGAAGGCUCAUCAAAUACCGACACACAGAUUAAUGAAUUCAACUACAUGUUUACAAGCUCUGUUUAUCGAGCUCCAGACGAAGGAUUUUUUGAUUCUUCGGAUAAAAUCCGUUUUUAUACUGGAUUACCCUCCUAUGAAGUACUUAUGGUAGUGUUUGAACAUGUAGCUCCCCACGUUGCACGAAAACAUGGCUCUACAAUCUUAAGUAGCUUCCAAGAAUUUGUUAUGGUUUUAAUGAAGCUUCGUUUGGAUAUGCCAUUCCAAGAUUUAGCAUACCGCUUUGUUGUGUCCCUUUCAAGUGUUUCAAGGAUAUUUACUUCCUGGAUAGUUGCCAUGGACUCCAGACUUUCUUGUUUUAUUUAUUGGCCUAAUAGAGACCAGUUAUGGAAAACCAUGCCAACGUGUUUUCAGUACACAUUCGGACAAAAAGUGACUGUGAUAAUAGACUGCUUUGAAGUUUUUAUUGAAAAGCCAUCGAAUCUACUGGCUCGAGCUCAAACAUUCAGCUCAUACAAGCACCACAAUACCAUCAAGGUACUCAUAGGUAUAACACCCCAAGGAACAAUAUCAUUUGUUUCUCAAGCUUGGGGUGGACGAACAUCAGAUAAGUUCAUUGCAGAGAACUGUGGUAUUUUAGACAAGCUAGUUCCUGGAGACACAGUAAUAGCAGAUAGAGGUUUCACGAUUUCUGAAAGCGUGGGAUUAAAAAGUGGGAAGCUUGUCAUUCCUGCUUUUACAAAAGGAAAGGCCCAACUAGAUCCAGUUGAUGUAGAAAGAUCAAGAGGAAUAGCUAGUGUCAGGAUUCACGUUGAGAGAGUGAUAGGGUUGCUGCGACGAAAGUAUACCAUAUUGGAAGAUAAGACUGCUGAUAAUGACUCUCAUACGUACCAUAAUGGCACCAAGUUUGGCACUGCUAAUACACGGGAUAACGCAGCAUUAGUAAGUGCAGGAGGCUGGUGGUACAAUGAAACGAAAUGCUCUGGCCGUUCAAACCUUAACGGUGCUUAUCGGAGACCUGGAAACAGCAAACUUCAUUGGGGACGUCUAGAUUCUAGUGAUGCUGUUUAUGGCAGCACUCCCUCAACAUCUGAGAUGAAAAUAAGACCAGUAAAUUUUUCUGAAAGCUAUCUUACCAAUUAG
Messenger RNA from Stylophora pistillata, 1746 nucleotides. RefSeq lists its product as uncharacterized. Lineage: Eukaryota; Metazoa; Cnidaria; Anthozoa; Scleractinia; Pocilloporidae. The record is from RefSeq and is a predicted model, not a curated record.